CAUUAUUUUGGCCCAGGGCCAUGAGUGGCCCCUUUAAGAGGCACUUCCUCCCGUGGGCUCCAGGGGGCAGAACUUUGCCUUCAAUGUCGCCCCCCUCCCCUCCUUUCUUGUUGCUGCAGAGGACUCAGCAGGCAGCGCAUUAGCGAGGCUUUUUUAGUUGCAUCGGAUCGCCCAGGAUGUGGGGCGCGGAGUCCUGCUGCACUCGGAUCCGCGCUCAUGGAAGCGCGUACGGGGGAAGGCGAGCUGCGGAGAGGCCGCUAGGCGCUGCUCACUGCGGGCAGGGGGUGGAGGUAAUGAUGGCUUGAUUCGCUCCUUUGAAAAACGCUGCAUCCACCAUGAAUUCGCCCCCGCUUUCUGGGCGCUGGGAAGCUGGCUUCUCUUCACUCCGCUUGGGUCGUAGCAGCGAGUAGCGAGAAAGGCUUGAAAACGCUUAUCAAGAUGGCAGCUGCAUUUGGAGAUAAUGUUCCUAGCGGUCUGGUGUUGGUGGGCCAAUGUAUUUAGCGCCUGUGCGCUGCUGUCGUCGAUUCUCGGUACUCCUGGCUAUUUUGCAUUCAGCUUGCUUUAAUGAGUAUCUCUCCCAGAAUGAAACCCAGUAUCAGCUAACAGCGCUCAGCAGCAGCAGCAGCACACGUGGAGAGCAGCAGGAGGGCAAAAAAACCACGUCUACUACUUUUCGCGCAAGUUUGCAUGUAAUUCUGUGAGUGGCAGUUAACAUUAGCUUUAGUGAGCGUGCGCGUUUUAAUUCUCCCCAAGAGUCGGAAGAACAAAGUAAAGUUAAGCUGUGUCAGAAACGUUCACUGAGGAAUCCGUCCAUUAAUGGAAUGCGAGGCGACCCUGCAGCUGCUGCUUGAACCGUUUCGUCUCAAAGCCCAGCACACAAAGCCCCCGGAGAAACUGGAGGAAACAUGGCAGAGGAGAAGCCCGGAGCCGUGGACGUGGACAUAGACCCUGACUUCGAGCCCCAGAAGAGGCCGCGCUCCUGCACCUGGCCGCUGCCUCGACCCGAGUCCAGCGCGGGCAAAGCAGAGCCGAGCGAGGCGGACAUUAUCCCCGAGGAAGAGGAUGAUGAAGGCGUUCUGGAGUGCCGUGUGGUCAGCAGCAGCAGCAGCGGCGGCGACAGCAGCACGCACGCAGUGGAGAUACCGAGCUAUCAGCAGGGCGAGCAGAAACACAGCAGCGCUGCUGCUCCUGCACCACAGGCUAAUAACGCUGCUUAUGCUGCUGCUGCUUCCUCUGACAGAGGUACUUACGGCUCCCCAGUUAGUGCCCAGCCACUGGCCCCUGCAGGCAGCGACUCCAGCCUAACCAGUCUUGGGCCUCAGCAGCCCAGAAAAUCAUCCGCCCGCAGAAAUGCAUGGGGCAACUAUUCUUAUGCAGAUCUCAUCACUCAAGCCAUCGAGAGCUCGCCUGAGAAAAGACUGACUUUGGCCCAGAUAUAUGACUGGAUGGUCAGAUCUGUGCCAUACUUCAAGGACAAAGGUGACAGCAACAGCUCUGCGGGUUGGAAGAACUCCAUCCGACAUAACUUGUCACUCCACAGUCGAUUUGUCAGGGUCCAAAAUGAAGGCACAGGGAAGAGCUCAUGGUGGAUGGUCAACCCAGAUGGCGGGAAGUGUGGCAAAGUCCCACGCAGACGUGCCGUUUCCAUGGACAAUAGCAACAAGCUCAUCAAGAGCGCCCGUGGCCGUGCUGCAAAGAAGAAAGCUGCUCUUCAGGCUGCUCAGGAUGGGAGCUCUGAGAGCUCCUCCAGCCUCUCCAAAUGGACUGGGAGUCCUACAUCGCGCAGCAGUGACGAGUUUGACACCUGGACAGACUUCCGCUCCCGUACUAACUCCAAUGCCAGCACCAUAAGUGGCCGACUGUCUCCAAUCCUGGCCAACCUGGAGGUGGACGAGGUUCCUGAUGAUGAUUCGCCUCUCUCUCCCAUGUUAUACUCCAGUCCAAGCAGCAUGUCUCCUUCCACUGGUCUGACGGAGCUUCCCCGACUAGCUGAUCUUGCAGGUACCAUGAAUCUUAACGAUGGCCUCCCUGACAACCUAAUGGAUGACCUUCUUGACAACAUCAGUCUAACAGCUUCACAGUCUCCAGGCCAAGAUGACAGUGGAGCCAGUCUACAAGGAAGCCCCGUGUUUACUUUCAGCUGCUCUGGCAGCAGUCUUGGGGUUCCCUCUGGCAGCUAUGGUCCCAACUCCAUGUUCAGCACGUCCUCGGUCUCGGGCCUUCGCCAGUCGCCCAUGCAAACCAUCCAGGAGAACAAGCAGGCCACUUUUCACUUCAGUAAGCAGAGCCUACAAGAUCUGCUCAGCACUGAGCCACAUAGCCACAGUGAUGUCCUUCUCACCCAAUCUGACCCAUUGAUAUCACAAGCCAGUGCCUCCAUCACCUCUCAGAGCUCCCGCCGCAGUGCCCUGCAAGCAGGGCCUGGGGGGCAAGCUGGGCUCAAGAAGUCCUCGCUGUCUGGAUGGCGAGUGAAUGGAGUCUUGGGAUCAACAAGUGAGUCAGACUACCAAAGCUUGAUCAAACAGCAUCUCCAACAGUCUCCCUCCAGGAGCACAUCUAUGCAGCUCAGUUCUUCUGAUUCCUUGUUGUCAGGUCUCAAUGGUAUUGUGCCCUGCAUUCAGUCUGCAUCUCAGGACCGAUUUUCCACUGACCUAGAUCUCGAAGCUUUCAGCAGUAGCCUUGAUUGUGACAUGGACACCAUCAUCCGGAAUGAUCUGAUGGAUGCUGAAGGUUUGGAGUUCAGCUUUGAUUCUCAUCUCGUUUCCAGUCAGAAUGCGAACCUGAAUUCAAGUAGUCUCUCGAGUACCAAACAAACCUCUUCCCAAAGCUGGGUACCAGGCUGACCAGCUGAGAACCUGGAAUGUACUUACAGGGCAGAACAAUGCUUCACAGACUGUCCUGUCCUUUCAACCACUGUCCUGUGCAAAGGACGUGUACAGUAAGCCCUAGAAAUGCUAUUUGAAAACUACUGGAAUGAGUUUAUUCAUUUUACUUACUUAUACAGUUGCUGUUGUGAUGGUUUUGUGGCCAUAUGUUGUGAAUCAUCAUGAUCUAGGUUUGGAAACAAUGGGCUUGAAAUCUAGAAGUGCUUGCAUUGUGACUUUGUCAUCAAGGACAAGGUUUAAAGGGACCCAUCUGAAGAAGGACUGUGGUGCAGCUGGAAAGUUCUCUGAAGAUUUUAAUAAAGAUAUAAGAAGCCUCCCUUUUUUCUUUAUUAAAAAAAACAGGCCUAGAGAAAUAUAUACAGAAGAACAAUGGUUAGGUUUAGCUGAUUAUUUGUAACCCUAGUUUAGGAGAUUCAUGUUCUCGCCAUUGACAGAAAUUGACAGAAAUGUUGACAGAAACACUUGUCUUCUGCCAAACCGGUCAUCAUUUUGUAGAUUGAUGGCCUGUUUACAGCACAACUCCAGAGAAUGUUACUGUUGUUGUCUUCACAAUUAUUGUUUUUGUUGAGCCUUCAUACUAAUUUGUAAACUAUAAAAAGGGAAGAAAGGUAUCAUGUACGUGAUGUAUCCUUGACUCCUUUCAAAGAAGAGUGAAAGAAGACCAGUUGAUGAGCUGUAUUAAUGUGAUGUAUAAAACACUCUGUUCUUUCUCUGGUGCACUGCAUUAACAUUCUUUUAAACACUCAAUUGUGCAUUUUGUUCAGCUCAAAGUACUUGAUCCUGUCCAUUUUCUCCAUCACCUCCAUUCUGACCUCACCUGAAAGACUGAUCAUUUUAAAGUAGUUUUUGUGAAGUAUAUGUUGAAAUGUUUAGCAUAUUUAUUCCAGAGGUUAGAAAUUGUACAAAUACAGAUAAGGAUUUCAGAACACUGAUUUAAAGGCCACUACACAUUUGUGUAUAGCUGAAAACCACCAUUUAUAAGCUUAUAAGGCUGCGAAGGCACAUUUUAGCCUUUUAUUUGUACAUAUCUGCACACUAGGUGGUGCUUUGACAAAAGAGCAUCAUUUCUGCUCUAAUGGCAAUAUGCAGCAAGAAUUUUCACUACGCAGACCCAUUUUAGUAUUGUAGACAAGUUAGGAUGCUUACACGGACUGUAUUUUACCUACUCAUGUUGUUGAACAUGCAAACCAACCAAUUUUGUUCACCAACAGUGAGGCUACAGUUUGUUUGUUCAGUAGUAGUGCCAUUCAGGGAUCCCCAUCACUUGUUAACAUGGCAGAUUUGCAGUUGUUACUUUAUUAUGGUUGAAUGUAUAUUUGUUGUGUUCAGUUCAGUUUCGCACCCAUCACUCCAACAUGUAACAUCUCAUGCACUGAUGUUCAGUCUUUUCAUGACUUGUGUUGAGUUAGAGUGGCGUUCAUUGUUUACAUAAUUCCACUGUGCUUUUACAACCAUACACAGUAUUGAAGUUCAAUCACCAGAACUUGGGAUAAUUUGAAGUUUUUAUUCACAGCCCUUUGGAAGAUGUGUGCUGAUUUCAUUGUAUGUUGUUAAUGCAUCGAGAGGAAAUUCAGACAAAUGCAAAUUAGAAAAGUUUUAAUUUUAAUUUUUUUUUGUACGUAUCAUAUACUCUACAUGCCUCGCUGUAUUGAACCAAUUUAUUGAUAGUUACACUUGGGUGUGUAAAAUAUCCCUCUGCAUUUCCAUUUUGAAUAAGUUAGAUAGUACAAGAAGGUAUGGUGCAUGUAAAUAAAGCUUUGUACAGCACUAUGAUUAUCUUGGGUCCUUUUUGUCUUUCAGUAACUAUGGAGUAUUAAAACAAGUGCUGGAGUCCUCCUGGAGAUGCAUAGCUCUGCACAGGCUGGCAUUUACGAUGCUCUAAUGUACCUGAUUCAAUUCAUAAAAGGCUAUAGAAUUACCUAAUGACUUGAAUCAAGGAAAAUGCUGUACAGUGCAGUUUGAGAACCCUGGUAAGAAUAUGAAAUUAAAUAUUUGAACAUUUAUCUUGUGUACACUGCCACAAUUGUACUUACACAUUUACUAUGUGUGUUGCAAAAAAUGUGUAAUAACAAGGUAGAUGCCAUUUAUUAGUCUUAUCAUGUGUAGGUGCAUUUGAAUGUGCGCCAGCUGGUAUUCUGUGGAAAUGUGAAGGUGUGUAUUGGAACAGUCAGUCAAUACAGAGAGUGCUUAAUCAGCUCAUUAAAGCUUUCUAACCAUGAUGAAGGCUUCAGCUUGAAAACAUCCACAUAAUGUUAUCUAUCUGGUCUUGCUGGGUAAGCCUGUCUAUUGAUAAUGAAGAAGUAAGCCCUAGAAUGCUUAAUUAAAACCUGCCUGUGCUCUUUAGGCCGUGUCUGAUGAAAAUGUUCAUGAGCCCAAGUUUUCCGCUGGCUUUGGCAUUUCAAGUGGCCCUAGGAUCACAUCUUAAAUAUAGCAUAUUGAACCCCAGCCAAAAAAAGGGUGAAUGAACACUGUGGUUGAAUUUUCCACACAAAUUUACAGACCUUAUAAUUUUACUUCCUUUGUUAUGGUUUUUAUUGGACCACUGUUUACCAGCUCUGAGGUGUAGUGAAUACUGCCUUGUAAUUCAGUACACUGCUUUUCACCCUAUCUCUACCCAGUCAUGUCCUUGUGUGUCUUCCAGUGCGUUGUCCUGUUGCUCUGGCCAUCAGCCUGUAUGUGAUCUGCUCUGUUUCGACACUUUGAUCUUUCUUCUGUGAUUAAAGCAGUUGUGGUUAUUCAAGAAA
Pygocentrus nattereri (red-bellied piranha) is the source of this 5629-nucleotide messenger RNA. RefSeq names its product forkhead box O3A (gene foxo3a). Gene Ontology annotation, molecular function: DNA-binding transcription factor activity, RNA polymerase II-specific; RNA polymerase II cis-regulatory region sequence-specific DNA binding. The transcript has 2 exons. NCBI's taxonomy places the organism in Eukaryota, Metazoa, Chordata, Actinopteri, Characiformes, Serrasalmidae. The record is from RefSeq and is a predicted model, not a curated record. Bases 906 to 2843 code for a protein of 645 amino acids. Gene Ontology annotation, cellular component: mitochondrial matrix; nucleus. Gene Ontology annotation, biological process: regulation of transcription by RNA polymerase II.